Molecule: messenger RNA, 1668 nt
Organism: Telopea speciosissima
Lineage: Eukaryota; Viridiplantae; Streptophyta; Magnoliopsida; Proteales; Proteaceae
Product: allene oxide synthase 1, chloroplastic
Exons: 1
Coding region: 1-1623 (540 amino acids)
Biological process (GO): sterol metabolic process
Molecular function (GO): oxidoreductase activity, acting on paired donors, with incorporation or reduction of molecular oxygen; iron ion binding; heme binding
Source: RefSeq, a predicted model, not a curated record
AUGGCUCUUUCCCUUUCUCUGCAAUUCCAGUUGAAUGGCCAGAAGGGAUCGCCAACAACUCCUCUACCAAUCCAUCACCAUUACCUUCAUACACCAAUCAAUAGACCUAUCCCCAACUUACGCUUCUCCGUCCGGCCGAUCUCCGCCUCUAUCUCCGAGAGACCAUCUACGGCUGCCGCUCCUCCUUCUCCACCGUCGUCAACGGCAGUAACCUCCACUCUUCCGAUUCGUGAAAUCCCUGGAGACUAUGGUCUGCCAGUCAUCGGUCCCUUGAAAGAUCGAUCGGACUACUUUUACAACCAAGGACGCGACGAAUUCUUCAAGUCUCGUCUCCUGAAGUACCAGUCAACUGUGUUUCGUGCUAACAUGCCACCUGGUCCCUUCAUCGCUAAAAACCCUAACGUCAUCGUUCUCCUCGAUGGCAAGAGUUUUCCGGUCCUCUUCGACACUUCUAAGGUCGAGAAGAAAGAUCUCUUCACCGGAACCUACAUGCCCUCCACCGAAUUUACUGGCGGUUACCGAAUCCUCUCUUACCUCGACCCUUCUGAGCCCAAUCACGCUAAGCUCAAGAAGCUCCUUUUCUUCCUUCUUCAGUCCAGCCGCGACAAGGUCAUUCCUGAGUUCCACUCCACCUUCACUAACCUCUUUGAGACUCUCGAGAGCGAGCUCGCCGCCAAGGGUAAAGCCGAUUUCGGUACCCCAAACGAAGAGGCCUGCUUCAAUUUCCUAGCUCGUGCCUUCUAUGGGGUGAAUCCGCCCGACACUAAACUCGGCAACGACGGUCCGACUCUGAUCGGCAAAUGGAUUUUGUUUCAGCUUGGCCCUCUUUUCACACUAGGACUACCCCAACCCGCGGAAGACCUACUCCUUCACACUUUCCCUCUCCCUCCAGCCCUCAUCAAGGCCGAUUACAAAAAGCUCUACGAUUUCUUCUACGAAGCAUCGGUUUCGAUCCUGGACGAAGGGGAGAAAAUGGGAAUUCAGAGAGAGGAAGCCUGCCAUAACCUCAUUUUUGCCACUUGCUUUAAUUCCUUCGGCGGGAUGAAGAUCUUGUUCCCCAGCAUACUCAAGUUUAUCGGCCGCGCAGGCGUGAACAUUCAUAAACGCUUAGCAGAGGAGAUCCGAACGGCCGUCCGAUCCAACAAUGGGACAGUAACGAUGAAGGCGAUGGAGCAGAUGCCACUGAUGAAAUCGGUGGUGUACGAAACUCUCCGGAUCGAACCUCCUGUUGCUAUGCAGUACGGGAAGGCGAAGAAGGAUUUGGUGAUCGAAAGCCAUGACGCAGCUUUCAAGGUGAAGGAAGGGGAGAUGCUGUUUGGAUUCCAACCAUUCGCGACGAAAGACCCAAAGAUAUUUGAUAGAGCGGAAGAGUUCGUGCCGGAGAGGUUUAUCGGGGAUGAAGGGGAGAAGCUAUUGAACCACGUGCUCUGGUCCAACGGGCCUGAAACAGAGAACCCAACUCUGGAAAACAAGCAAUGCGCCGGAAAGAACUUCGUGGUGUUGGUGGCGCGGCUGCUUGUGGUGGAGCUUUUCAUGCAAUAUGAUUCAUUCGAGAUUGAGGUUGGGUCUUCACCUUUGGGUUCUUCCGUUAAAUUAACUUCGGUUAAGAAGGCCAGUUUCUGAUGAACAAAUAAGCACCGGCGAUGAUUCGCCGGCGAGCUUUCUCUU